GACACAUCGUGAUUCCACCGUUCAAAGCGUAUGGAGAAAAGGGAUCAGGAACCAUGAUUCCCCCUCAGGCGACGCUGGUGUUUGACAUCCUGUUGGAGGACAUUCACAACCCGAAGGAUAACAUCACCAUCGAGAGCCAGGAGGCUCCUGAGCCCUGCACCCGCAGGUCCGUGGCGGGGGACUACAUUCGGUAUCACUACAACGGAACCUUCCUGAACGGGGUGACCUUUGACACCAGCUACCAGAGGAACAGCACAUACAACACCUACAUCGGGAUGGGCUACGUGAUCCCAGGAAUGGACCAGGGCCUGCUGGGGGUCUGCCUGGGGGAGAAGAGGAGGGUUAUCAUUCCUCCUCACCUGGCUUAUGGAGAGCAAGGAGCGGGUGACGUGAUUCCUCCGUCAGCCGUCCUGGUCUUUGACGUCCACGUCAUCGACUUCCACAACCCAAGCGACAAAGUGGAGCUCGAGGUAACCUACAAACCGGAAGUGUGCAACGACACCACGACUCUGAACGACCUGGUCCGCUACCAUUACAACUGCACUCUGCUGGACGGGACUCUGCUCUUUUCCUCGCACGACUAUGAGAACAUGCAAGACGCAGUUCUGGGCCAGGACAAGGUGAUCGACGGGCUGGAUGAAGGAUUGAGGGGCAUGUGUGUGGGAGAGAAGAGGAGGAUUACAGUGCCGCCUCACCUCGGACAUGGAGAGAAAGGAGCUGCUGGUGUACCAAGCAGCGCCGUUCUGGUCUUCAGCAUUGAACUGGUGAGCUUUGAGCGGGGCGUCCCGGCCGGUUACCUGUUUGUGUGGCUUGAGGACACUCCAGCUGAUCUGUUUGAAACCAUGGACAUGAACAAGAAUGGAGAGGUGCCACUGGAUGAGUUCACGGAGUUUAUCAAGCUCCAGAUUGCAGAAGGAAAAGGCCGGACAAAGCCGGGAAUGACAAUGGAGCAGAUCGUCGCCGACAUGUUUCAGAACCAGGACCGCAACAACGACGGCGUGAUCACGGCCAGCGAGCUCAAACUUAAAGUCGACGAGGACAAGGAACGGGAGCAAGCGAAGCACGAGGAGUUGUGAGGAGGGAAAAAAUGUUUGGUUUUCUCUCAGGGAUGAAAAACAAAACAAAAGAAACCACAGCUCUUAUGCAGCGUCAGUUUAUUCACAGUAUUUGAUCUCUGAGAAAAGACGUUGGGAAACAAUCUCUUGUGGAGGAUUUUGAAGUUUCUGAAAAUACAGCAAGCACCUUUUUGUCCCUGAAUGUUGUAAUAAAAAAGUGUUUGUAAAAACA
This is a messenger RNA of Gambusia affinis (western mosquitofish), 1287 nucleotides long. RefSeq names its product peptidyl-prolyl cis-trans isomerase FKBP10-like. The record is from RefSeq and is a predicted model, not a curated record. NCBI's taxonomy places the organism in Eukaryota, Metazoa, Chordata, Actinopteri, Cyprinodontiformes, Poeciliidae. The transcript has 7 exons. Gene Ontology annotation, molecular function: peptidyl-prolyl cis-trans isomerase activity; calcium ion binding. Bases 54 to 1076 code for a protein of 340 amino acids.